AUGAUUCAACCCCCACCUAAUCCCCCAUCAACGAUUCACCCCCAACCAACACCAUCCAUCAACCAAAAGCUGCACCCCCAACCAACCCCACUCAUCAAACGCGAUCACCCCACAACCCCUACCAUCAACCAACUCCCCCCACCAACCCCACCAAUCCAACCGAUGUCACCCCAACCACACUUUCCCAUCAACAGAUUCACCCCACCACCCCACCAUCAACCGAUUCACUUCCCAACAACACCACCAUCACCAACUCACGCCAUCAACCCCACCAUCAACCGAUUCACCCACCACCCCACCAACAAUCCAUCUCACCCUCCACCCCUACCAUCAAGCCGAUUCACCCCACCAACCCCCCACAACCAAUUCAACCCCCACCAACGCCCAAUCAAUCACCAACUACGACCCCCACCAACCACCAUUCAACCGAUUCAACCCCCACCAUCAAUGAUCAACCCCCACCAACCCCACCAUCAACGAUUCACCCCCACCAACUCCCACCAUGCAAUCCGAUUCACCCCCCCACCACCCACCUAUCAACCGAUUCAGCCACCACCAACCCCACCAAUAACCGACUCCCCUACAACCACCCACCAUUCACAACCGAAUUCACCCACUCCCAUGCCAUUCAACGCGAUUACCCCGCACAAUCCCCACGCAUCAACAGACUGCACACCUCAACAGCCACCAUCCAUAACACGAUCACCCACCAUCAACCGAUUCACCCCCAACCAUAUCCACCAUCACCAACUCACCGCACCAACGAUCACUCCCCACCAACCCCACCACCAACCGACUUCCCCAACACCAAACCCCACCAUCACCAAUCUCAACCCCACAAACCGCGGGAUUCACAUCCCUACCAAUCCCCACCAGUAA
Molecule: messenger RNA, 879 nt
Organism: Xenopus tropicalis (tropical clawed frog)
Lineage: Eukaryota; Metazoa; Chordata; Amphibia; Anura; Pipidae
Product: proline-rich extensin-like protein EPR1
Exons: 1
Coding region: 1-879 (292 amino acids)
Source: RefSeq, a predicted model, not a curated record